Dendrobium catenatum is the source of this 1717-nucleotide messenger RNA. RefSeq names its product glucomannan 4-beta-mannosyltransferase 1. NCBI's taxonomy places the organism in Eukaryota, Viridiplantae, Streptophyta, Magnoliopsida, Asparagales, Orchidaceae. The transcript has 9 exons. Gene Ontology annotation, cellular component: Golgi apparatus. The record is from RefSeq and is a predicted model, not a curated record. The coding region runs from base 80 to 1573 and encodes 497 amino acids. Gene Ontology annotation, molecular function: mannan synthase activity.
UUUUCGGGAGGAGGAUGCAGUGGCCGCUGCAGCGGUGAUAUAUGAAAAGAGCAGAGGGACAUGGCAGUGGACCAGGGCAAUGGUUGUGCUUCCGGCGAUUAAGGUCAUGAUUUGGCUUUGCUUGGCAAUGUCGCUGAUGCUCGUCGUGGAGAAGUUGUCCAUGGCCGUCACCGUCUUGUGCGUUAAGCUCUACCGGCCACUAAGGCCGCACCGAGUCUACAGGUGGGAGCCACUUCCAGCGAUCGCCGGAGACGAUGAUCCCGAACUUGGCUCUUAUGUUUAUCCCGCUGUCCUUGUCCAGAUUCCAAUGUUCAAUGAACGAGAGGUUUAUCAUUUAUCCAUUGGAGCAGCAUGCGCACUCACAUGGCCAUCCGAUCGCCUAAUAAUACAAGUUCUUGAUGAUUCAACUGACAAAACAAUUAGGGAUUUAGUACAAGCGGAAUGUGAAAGAUGGACUAAAAAGGGAGUGAGCAUACACUACAUUUCAAGGGACAAUAGAAAUGGAUAUAAAUCUGGCGCUCUAAGAGAGGCAAUGGAUUUUGAUUAUGUCAAGACCUGUGAUUUUGUUGCUAUUUUUGAUGCUGAUCACCAACCACCCUCCGAUUUUCUAAUGCAAACCAUCCCUUUUCUUAUUCAUAAUCCGGAUCUUGCUCUGGUCCAAGCUCGUUGGAAAUUCGUAAAUGCUGAUGAAUGCUUGAUGACGAGGAUUCAAGAAAUGUCCUUAAAUUAUCAUUUCGUAGUGGAGCAGGAGUCGGGUUCUUCGACGAUAGCAUUUUUUGGAUUUAACGGUACUGCUGGUGUUUGGCGAAUCUCUGCUGUUGAUGAAGCUAAAGGAUGGAAAGAUCGAACAACUGUGGAGGAUAUGGAUCUAGCAGUCAGAGCAUGUUUGGAGGGCUGGAAAUUUGUCUAUGUUGGUGACCUUAACGUUAGAAGUGAACUGCCAAGCACUUAUAAAGCAUAUCGCUAUCAACAGCAUCGUUGGGCCUGCGGACCUGCAUGUUUGUUCAGAAAAAUGGCCUCUGAAAUUAUGAGAGCCAAGAAAGCAUCAAUAUGGAGGAAGUUGUUUUUGAUCUACAACUUCUUUUUCGCAAGAAGAAUCGUGUCUCACAUUGUUACCUUCUUCUUCUACUGUGUGAUCAUACCGUUAUCUGUUUUCUUUCCUGAAGUGAAAGUUCCAGUUUGGGGUGUGGUUCUUAUUCCAUCGAUAAUUACAUUCUUGAAUGCCAUCGGGACGCCAAGCUCCAUGCAUUUGAUGCUUAUAUGGAUAUUUUUCGAGAAUGUAAUGUCAUUGCACAGAUGCAAGGCGGUCUUCAUCGGUCUAUUGGAAGCUGGGAGGGUGAAUGAAUGGAUUGUUACUGAGAAACUCGGCAACAUGUUGCAGAUGAAGCAAAUGCCCUCUGUUGCGGCCAGCAAAUUCUGGGAGAGAUUUCAUUUCAUGGAGAUAGGGGUUGGAAUAUGGCUAUUGAUCUGCGCAUGGCAGGACUUCAAGUACAGAACAGAGCAGUACUACAUAUUUAUCUUCCCUUCAUCACUAGCAUUUAUUAUCAUGGGAUGCGGCUACGUUGGAAGAUGAUAUACAAAUCCUAAUAUCAUUCCAUUUUAUGAUGGUCAUGGAUCUGGUGCCAACUGUAAUUCUUUGCAGCAUUCCGUUUCAUUUUUCUCUGAGAGUAUACUUCAGUUAUUUAAUGGAGAGCAUUUUAUAUAGAGAGUACAAAAA